Messenger RNA from Penicillium diatomitis, 726 nucleotides. Its product is annotated as cysteine hydrolase family protein. The transcript has a single exon. Lineage: Eukaryota; Fungi; Ascomycota; Eurotiomycetes; Eurotiales; Aspergillaceae. The record is from RefSeq and is a predicted model, not a curated record. Bases 1 to 726 code for a protein of 241 amino acids.
AUGGCACAACCCCUGGAUCUCAGUCGGCCAACUGCUCUAGUCCUCAUCGACAACCAAUUCGCCUUCACCAAUCCUGCAACAGUCUCUCACUGGGGAUCCUCGCGCUCCAAUCCCCACUACGAAGCCAAUCUCCAAUCCCUACUCCACCAUUUCCGCACAGCACGCGCAACAUCUCCAAGCGCAAGCAAGAACCUGCACAUCAUCCAUGUCUUUCACGCCUCCGACUCGCCCACGUCCCCGCUGCACCAGGAACACCCAUCUGGCGGGAUCCAGCCGCUGGACUUUGCAAUCCCCGCCGCCGAUGGAUCGGAGCCCGUAUUCUGGAAAGACGUCAAUUCGGCGUUCAUUGGUACGGAGCUGGAAUCGCACUUGCGCAAGUUGAACAUUCGACAGAUUGUUUUUGCGGGGUUGACGACCGAUCACUGCGUGUCGACGACGGUGCGGAUGGCCGCGAACUUGAGGAUCGUGGAUAUUCUCUGGGGCACCGAUCUGACAUAUAGGCAGAAAGGCGACCAUAUUCAUGACUUCGAGCUAGUCGAUGCGAAGGGGGAACAGGAUGAUGGUCGGAUCAUUCUUGCUGCGGACGCGACGGCGACAUUUGCGAAGGGAGGGUUCGAUGCGGAGACGGUGCAUCAGGUGUCGGUUGCGAGUUUGGAGGGCGAGUUUGCGGAUGUGUUGAGGACGGAGAUGAUUGUCGAGGCUUUGGAAAAUUACGGAAAGGCGUAG